AUGACUCCCGGGUUCAACUGCGUCAAGGAGAUGCUGCUCCCGGACAUUGCGGAGACAUUUCAGUCGCAAGGCUUCAACACCUACAUUUACGACCCUAGAAGCAUUGGCGAUAGCGACGGUACUCCAAAGAACCUCAUUGACCCACUGCAACAAGCCGAGGAUCUUGCAGACAUCGUCACUCACAUUUCGUCGCUCCCCAGCGUUGAACCUUCUCAGAUCGCCCUCUGGGGCAUGUCUUUUGGCGGCACCGUCAGCGCCUGCGCCGCCGCCGUCGACCGGCGCGUCAAGGCGCUCGUCAUGGUCUGCCCGAUCCUCAGCUUCUACCAGGCCGACAAGCGCGACAAGGCGUUCGCGCAGCUGAUUCGCGACCGGCAGUCGCAGCUGCGCGGCAACGAGCCUUUCAUGCUGCCGCCGUUCAACAGCAAGGGCGAGAACCCAAUCGGCAUGGCCGGUUCGGGCGGGCCUGGUGGCGUGGAGGCGUACGGAUUCAUGGGCGCCGUCAUCGACCGCGGGGCGCCCAACUUCCGCAACAAGAUCGCGCUGCAGACCUACCAGAAGCUGGCCAUGUGGCAGCCCAAGGAGAUUCUGAAGCUGGUAGACAAGACGCCGGUCAUGAUGGUGACGCCCGAGUUGGAUACCAUGUCGCCGCCGGAGGAGCAAAAGGCCGCGUUCGAGGUGUUUCCGCAGACCAAGAGGUUCUUGGAAGCCAAGGGCAAGGGUCAUUUAACUGUGCUCAGCGGCGAGGGGUCGGUCGAGGUGGUCGAUGCCAUGACGGAGUUUGUACGGGAGAGCAUUGGAAGUUAG
Messenger RNA from Cordyceps fumosorosea ARSEF 2679, 804 nucleotides. Its product is annotated as DltD N-terminal domain protein. The transcript is spliced from 3 exons. Lineage: Eukaryota; Fungi; Ascomycota; Sordariomycetes; Hypocreales; Cordycipitaceae. The record is from RefSeq and is a predicted model, not a curated record. The coding region runs from base 1 to 804 and encodes 267 amino acids.